UUUCUCUCUCAUCGUCUCUCUCCCUGUCUUUCUUCCCCACACCCCUCCCUCCAUCCCUGCUUCUCCCCAGGGCGCUAACUUUCCCGCCUGCCUUGUCCCUGUGGGCCUCUGUUGCUGAGCAACCGCGGGCGCCGCCGGCCGCCGAUGGUGAAGGGAGCUGUUUCCGGCGCGUGCCGGUUGCCGGGCGACGGCCGGCCGUCGAGCUCCCGGAGACAAGAGUUUGCAGAGUUUCCUAAACCUCCCGAACCUAACUUCUGGCAGUGCAGCUGCAAAUUGAGACAAUUCCAACCGGAAUGGGGAUGGAGACGGAGAGUCAGGUUCAAACUGAGACUCCAUCAGGUCCCAUUAAAGACCACUGUGAUUAUCUGAUGGACUCCAUUGAUGCUCAACUCAGUCAGAUGCAGUUCUCGAACGCUACAAGUCCUGCACAGCCAGCCACUGAGAGCGCCACCUUCUGGAACGGAGAAGAGCUCCACAGCAGCACUGGUCGCCUUGGCCAGGAGGGAGUCCAGCGUCUGAUCGGGCCACGGGACGUGACAGUGUCGUGCAGUCAGAACCCAGGUUCCAGAAGCCAUCCCGACGUUCCUUUCCCCGGGCCCGGAAGAGAAGCGGGAGACGGAGACUCCAGGAGGAGACAGUAUGAGUGGAGAGUCCAGUGCCUCUUGGGACCCCAGCAGAUGCAGGAAGAUGCCCACCACAGCGACUCGAACAGCGUGUGCACAGAGGACUUUGCCACCCGCUUCCAUGAGGGGAUGGUGGACCCCGUCUGGACCUUUGACUCGGGUUCAGAGGGCAGGAUGUCACUUGGCAGCCAGGAUUCCCUGGAGGAAGUAUCUCAGGAGUCCACCGGCCUUCAUCCAGGAAGCCCGGAAAGCGAAGCCUCGGAUCAUCCUCGGGAAGGGUCCUGUGGGGAGAAGGUCGGCCACGACCCGAUAUUAUGCGGGCGAAAUCACGGGGUUGCUCUUUGGGAAAUCUCAGGAAGAAUUCGGCCGUCCCGAUCCAUUGAGAAGCGGGAGCCUGUGGGGAGCAUCGAGGAGGAGGUUGUCAACCCUGCCAGUUCUCCAGCCGAGGAUCGGGAGAUCGUCCAACAAUUUCAAGAGUUGGAGCAUGUCCUGCUGGGGAGCAGGUCCCUGGCUGGGCCUGAGUGGGAUUAUUCUGUGCCCCAGGGGCUGAGCUACAGGACCGGCAGCGUCGAGUCUUUGGGCCACAGGAUUUCAAAGCUCAGCCGGAACAACAUGUCGGAGCAAAGAAACCCCCCUCUGGGGAACGGGAUCAGGGUUCCCAUCUCGGCCCUAGAACCUCCUGUCAACCCAGAUCCAAGGAGAGACAGCACUUUGGUCUCGAGUAGCUCUCCUGCAACCGCCCCAGGUGAGGAGAAGCACGAGGGUCUGAGCUCUGACCUGGCUGGUGUCGGAGUGAAGCUGAGAGAGACAACACAGAGAGUGUCACGGGACGGAGAGAGGCUGGGCAGAGAUGUCCACCCUGAACCACCGGCCCUGUCAUCUGUGUGUGUCCGCAAACCGAUCCCGUUGCAACAAGGGAACCCGGCUCCCAGAUUUCAGGAGGAUGCCGUGCCGCUGAAUGGAUGCCGCUCGCCGUACCAUGCCGCACACACUUCCGUGUUUCGCCACACAGCGAAUGCCGGCACCGCACCUGCAAGUGGCCGGGGCGCAGCGGAACAUGCAGGUGAACCCACCAUUGCAGGACAGCGGGAGGGAAUGAGCGGCAGUCUUGUUGGUGGCUCUGAAUCCCUGCCGUGGUCCACUGACCCCUCCAGGGACCGGCCAGUCCCGCCGCCGGCUUGUCGUGCUUGGAGGAGCAGCGUUGUCGGUGAUCGCUGCCCCGUCACUCCCCACUCCCCGGAUCCACCACGCCACACGCUGACCGGCUCCAGCCUCGGCGCCAAGGCAACAAGGCAGCUUGCACGAAGCAGCGCACCGGGGGGCUACAGAGGCUCUCUGUCCUCACCCCAGGGUAAACCUCCACCAGGACAUUCCGGCGAGGGAUUCCAGGCUGAUGCAGGUGUGAAUGGGAAUCACAGCGCGAGGACUCACUGUACUUCCACGACAGAGAGAAGCAGAUAUGCAGGCUCCCAGCAAACGGUGACAUAUGAAAACUUUGCAGAACGGAGCAACGAGCAAAGAAACUCCACGUGGAAUCCCAGGUUCAAAGACUGUCUGAAUCACUCCUGGAGGUGGAACAGAAGCCCUCAGGUGUCCAGCACUCUCAAGCUAGUGAUGGGAGACCGUCAGUCCCCGAAGAUGACGAUGGAGAAAGACCUACAAGAGCCGAGAUCCUUGGAGGCUCCAGCAAGGGAGAUGAAGAGCGAGUCUGAUCAGGCCAGAACAGAGUCGGUAAAUCUGGGGCUCGGCGAGGAUGGCAGGCGGCAGGAGUUACGAGAUGCUGGACGUGGGAAUGAUCUCAACAACACACCAAACCAGAACAUGACAGCGGACAGGACGCGGAGCCGGCAGCUGGAAGGGUUGGAGCUGGGACAGGAGCAGAGGGCAGCUGAACUCACCCAACUCUUGGAGAGAAACAGCAACUUGGAAUCAAGGGUCCAGGAGCUGGAGAGGAGCCUGGAGGCCGUGACGGCCAAGCAUGAAGAAAGUCUGAGUUUGAGAGAUCAGGUUUGGCCUUCGGAAGAGGCGAUGAAGAAACUGAGUGAAGAACUGAAGCAGGAGGCAAAAAUGAUGGUCCAGAACGCCCUGGCUCAGGAGUACAAGAAGUGGGAAGCAGAUCGGGAGGAACAGCUCCAACAACAGCAGUCGUCUCUCAAAGAGGAGAAUGAAAGAGCCAUCACUCAGUCAAAGGAAGAGCUGGCAAAGGAACGAUGGAAUUCACUGGCGUUACAGAAUAAAAUUAUCGAGUUGCAGAAGAGGGUUCAGGAGCUGGAGUUGAGGAGUCGCUCCCUCCAGCAGGAGAAGGAGCAAGCUGUGCGAGACGUGGCUGAGGACAAGCAGAGGGAGCUCCAGCAGCUCAGGAAGGAGAUGCAACUGGAAAAGGAACGCGAAGUCAAGAGGCUGGCGUGGAAGGUGGAGCAGUCAGAGAGAGAGCUGGCUAACCUGCAGUCCAGGAGCAGUGAGGCCACGGUGAAACGGAGGGAAGCCCAGGAGCAGAGGGAGCAGGCCGAGGGAUCCUUAGUGUCCACGAUCAGAAAAGAGUGUGAACACCUUCAAGCAUUGAUACGGAGCACAAGAGGAAGAGUACUGGCGGAGGCCGUGAGUCCAUCAUCCAGAGAACUGCGAAGCCCAUCACAGAUGACACUGGGGGAAGCUCUUCACACACUGCACACAGUUGGUGAGGAUAUGCAUCAACUUGUGAUGGACCUGCAGCAGGAACUGGAGACCAAGUGGCAGAAAGGACAUUCUCCACAGAAGGACAAGGAACGAGAGGUCAGACAGCACCAAGGAGAACAGUUUUUGCUGGAAAAGGAAAAGGCUCUGGCAGCCAUUGAGGACAGACUGCUCCAGAAUCGCAAUGAGGUCAGCAGGUUGCAGAGCUCGCCAGUGCCGGACUGUGGGAGUGAAGAGGAGCACACACUAACACAGCAGCUUCUGGAGAAGGCCACUGAGUCACGAACAGUCCAAAGGAACAUUGCCAAAUGGACGUUUGAGGAAGAAUUGAAUGAAGAACUUGAAAAGGAUGUCUUGAAGAAUACAAUUGAACAUCAAAAGAAGAUUGAAAAGCUGGAAAAUGAAAUCCACCAACUAUCAUUGGAGCACAGUGAAAAUUCUCAUUUGCGAUGCGUUUCCACUCCGUCAAUGGCUUCCUCUACAGUCAUCUCUUUCAGACAGCAGGAUUUUGGGACACUGAAGCUGUUCCGUCAUUUGCAAAGUCGCGUGAAGCAGCUCCGAGCAGAAAACCGCAUCUACCAUGGAACUGGCCUGGAGGAUGUGAACACUCUGCACAUUGAAGCAGGCAACUCGUACAAAAAGAUGAACCAGCUCAAGAACUAAUUGGAAUGGGAGAUGAGAUCUGGGGAGGAAGCAUCAUUUCACUUGUCUCGAUCCGUUUGCAGUGAGAGAUUGUACAUGAUCCAAGCCAUCUAUUAUUCUGCCAAAUGAAGCAGGACUUAAACCUAGGCUGCAGUCCAUCCUGCUAACAUGGAGAAGCUGGUCUUGAUCAUGAGCAAAACCCGAGUUCUAUGAGGAAAGAGAGACUGAGUGCUAUAAACGUAAAGUCUAGGGAUACAGCAUGGAAACAGGCCCUUCGGCCCACCAAGUCUGCGCUGAUCAGCAAUCAUCCUACACACUAGAAACAAUUUACAAUUUUACCAAAGCCAAUUAACUUACAAACCUGCACAUCUUUGGAAUGUGGGAGGAAGCCCGAGUACCCGAUGGAAAACCCACGCGGUCACAGAGAACGCACAAACUCAGUACAGACAGCACCCGUAGUCAAGAUCAAACCCAGGUCUCCGGUACUGAAAGGCAGUUGGUACUGCUGUGCCAUUGUGCCACCCUAAACUAUUUAAAUAACAAUUUUAAAAUAUAUUCAAUGCUAAACUCCUUCAAUUCUUUGCAAGAGAACAAUGCAGCUCUCCUAAACAUCAGUUAUACCAAAUCAGCCUUGCAUUGGAUUACUUAAACUGCAAAACUGAACAGAUGUAAUCUGUUGAAUGGUUACCACAACAGAUUGCACAAUGGUGGGCACGAUAUUUAAUACAUCUACUCCACCAUCAACAUCCGAGACAGAAACUUCUCAUGCUUAAAAAAAAGUCACCACUACCAGAGCCAGUCAGAGAUUGAGCAUUCUGCAGCUAUUAACUUCCCAAAGCAAUCUACCACACAAAAGUCAAGGUGAUGGAAUGAUUUCAACUCCAACAGUACAGAACUACGGGACAAAGCUGACAGCUUGAUGAUACAACGUACUCCCUCCAAAACCUAAACCAGUCAUGUAAGUUGAUGCUUCAAAAAUAGCUUUCAUCUAAAAGAAAGCUAUGAUUGCCUGUAAAUAUAUCAUGCAACGCAGUGUCAGAUUUAAACAAUAUUAUGCUGUUGUUAUCUUGAAUUGUUUUAGAUUAUAAAUUACAUUAAAUGGUGCUAUACAAA
Amblyraja radiata (thorny skate) is the source of this 5051-nucleotide messenger RNA. RefSeq lists its product as uncharacterized. The coding region runs from base 294 to 3959 and encodes 1221 amino acids. Gene Ontology annotation, molecular function: chromatin binding. NCBI's taxonomy places the organism in Eukaryota, Metazoa, Chordata, Chondrichthyes, Rajiformes, Rajidae. The record is from RefSeq and is a predicted model, not a curated record. The transcript has 20 exons. Gene Ontology annotation, biological process: mitotic chromosome condensation. Gene Ontology annotation, cellular component: chromatin; condensed chromosome; condensin complex.